Messenger RNA from Micromonas commoda, 1227 nucleotides. RefSeq lists its product with no specific name. Lineage: Eukaryota; Viridiplantae; Chlorophyta; Mamiellophyceae; Mamiellales; Mamiellaceae. The transcript is spliced from 2 exons. The record is from RefSeq and is a predicted model, not a curated record. Bases 1 to 1227 code for a protein of 408 amino acids.
AUGAGGGGCACAGUCGCCCACGGCGCAGCCUUCUCAAAGCAUUUCGCCGCGUUCACCCUGGCGCCCGAGUGCGACGAUGCGCCGGGGACGUCGGCUGGGGACGAUGGGAACGCGGGUUCGUCCUCCCUCGUCGUCGACGUGGUGCUCAACGCGAAGGACGGUUGGGACAGGGACCUCCUGGGCGACGUGUGCAAUGCCCUCUACCUACCCGGCUCGCCGUAUGCGUCCAACCCAUCCCCGGACACCCCCGCGCGCCCCCCUCGGAACGUCGUGGUGGAGCUGAUCGAUUUCACCGAGGAGAGACUGGAGCCGGUCGGGGACGCGGGGGAAUCCCCCGGGGUGUGCUAUCACCCGACGCGCCUCCGAACGAGGGUACCGACGAGCACUGACGACGACGACGACGGUUGGACGACGUGGACCGCGGCGCCACGAGUCGAUGAGACCCCGCGGGCAUCGACGGGGAAGGGAAGACAAAAAGCGAGGAAGGACACCCGCGCCGUUCACUUCGCGGCGCUCUUGGUGCGCGAGUUCGGCCGCGAUAACCUGCGCGAGGGCCGCGGCGUCGUGGACGUCGCCGGCGGAUCCGGGGACUUGGCGUUUCAGCUGUCGGUUCGGUUCGGGAUACCGUGCACCGUCGUGGACCCUCGCGGCGGCACAGGCACAGGCACGGGCGCCGGCGCAGGCGGCGGGGGCGUGCGGCUCACGAGCCGUCACAGGCGCCUGCUCGCGUCGCGCGUCGCGAACAGCGCCGCUAUCGACGAUGCGUGGCUGGUGGCGUCGCCGCUGGCGAGGCAGCUGCGGCGGGAGUGGGCGACGUUCGCACCGGAAACAGCGGACCACGUCGAGGCUCUAUUCGACGAGCGGCUCAUGUCGGAUGAAGCCACCGCGGCGUUGAUCCGCGACUGCUCCGCGCUCGUGGGCUUACACCCCGAUCAGGCCACGGGCGCGAUCGUGGACUGCGGGCUGGUCAUGGGUAAGCCGUGGGCGGUGGUCCCGUGUUGCGUCUUCCCGAGCAGGUACCCGAACAGAUUGGACGCGAGCGGUGGGGUGGUGAGAACCACGGAGGCGCUGGUGGAGCACAUCGCGGGACGGGCGUUGGGGACGAGGCGGGAACGGCUGCCUUGCGACGGCGCGAACGAGGCGGUGUGGUGGAGGCCCGAGGUAGGGGCGGAGGGUGUGCAGCGAAAGGUCGGGCGGGAGGAUUGGCAGCGCUCGCCGAUAGCUUAA